AUGCAGGCUCGGUUGAAGCGGGAGAGGGAGGAGGACGACCAAUGUGCAGUGAUCAAGGUGGCUCGGGACGAGGACUUGCAGCAGCAGAUUGGCCGAAACGUCUAUCUCAAUCUGGCGGACCAUGGGCUAGUGAGGAGUUUUCGAGUGCAGAAGCAGAUGCGAUUCACAGACUUCAAAAAGGAGGUGGAGAAGGAGAUGACAAUUCCGGUCGACAGGCAGCGGUUCUGGGUCUGGGGCAAGAGGCGGAGCGAUAUGGAUCGCCCAAGCCAGCAACUCAGUGCAGAGGAGGAGGUUAUGACGGUGGGAACGUUGAAGGGGAACACCCCAGACCUCCGCCUGUUUCUGGAAGACACUCCCCCUCCCACCCCUGACUUGCCCGAAAGGGCCAAGGAUGACAUUCUUCUCUUCGUCAAGCUUUACGAUCCGUCGCACGACACCAUUAGCCCACUUGGUCACUUUCUUCAUCUCUCCCUCUCCCUCCCCCCUUCCCAUCUCCCCCCCCCCCCCUGUUCCCAUCUCCCCAUCUUCCCCUCUCCCCCUCUCUCAACCUUCCCUCAUCUGUACCCUUGA
Closterium sp. Naga37s-1 is the source of this 570-nucleotide messenger RNA. Lineage: Eukaryota; Viridiplantae; Streptophyta; Zygnematophyceae; Desmidiales; Closteriaceae. The record is from the annotation of a GenBank genome assembly.